AUGGAGGCUUACCGCACCUACACCCCCAUGAAUCCAGAAGCUCCUGAAAACAAGGCAGCUGUGAUCAUAAGCUUUGUAAACCAGUCGGCCGCGGAUAUUAAAAGGAAACUACAAAAAGUAGAUAGGUUGGGAGAGAAGAGUUUACAGGAUUUACUGGCAGUGGCAGAGAAGGUGUACAAUAACCGAGAGUCUCCAGAAGACAGGCAAGCUCGCGUCAUGGCUGCCACUAGCAGUAGGCAAGCUCGGGACCUGGCUAGGGUCCUGCUGGCUACGACCAUGGGCUUCCUCAAGGAGCGAGACCGUCGCCUCCGACAGCUUGCAAGCAAUAAAGGAAGAGGACGGGACCUACUGACCAAAAUUGGAGCUCAAAUAACUUUCAGACAAGGGGGGCCUCAGGUCACCGAUGGGGAGGGCCGCCCCAUUCAGGUCCUGACCAUGAGGCUAGAGGAUGAAUAUCGCCUCUACCAGAAGACUUCCCUGGUGGAGGGCAGUAUGGACAAAUGGCUACAAGAAUUCCCAACAGCAUGGGCAGAGACAGGAGGGGUGGGGCUGGCCGCCCACAGGGCCCCAGUCCUGGUAGAACUAAAACCAGGAGAAGGUCCGGUAAGAAUCAAGCAGUACCCCAUGCCUCAGGAGGCACGGAAGGGGAUUCAGCCUCAAAGUCAGUCCCUUUUCGCCUUUGAGUGGCAUGACCCAGAGGAGGGCUUCAGUGGACAGCUGACUUGGACACGCCUACCCCAGGGGUUCAAAAACUCGCCCACCAUAUUCGACGAGGCGCUGCACGAGGACCUGGGUGAGUACAGAAGGGAACACCCCAACCUCACCCUCCUCCAGUACGUAGAUGACAUCCUGAUUGCUGCAGACACAGCCAAGGACUGUGAGCGGGGGACCCAAGAUCUAUUGGCCACCCUGGGGGCCUUAGGGUACCGGGCAUCCGCGAGGAAGGCUCAGUUAUGUCGAGAAAGGAGCCUCCUACUCAACCCUCCAAGAGUGCGGUUCCACCCCAGUGCGGCCCUCAAUCCUGCUACUUUGCUGCCCGACCCUGACUUAGAUGCCCCACUACACGACUGUGCGGGAAUCCUAGAGCAGGUACAUGGACUCCGGAAGGACUUGACCGACCGGCCCCUCCCUGAUGCAGAGGCCACCUGGUUCACGGAUGGGAGCAGCUUCGUGCGGGACGGGUGCAGGUACGCGGGUGCAGCGGUGGUCACUGAAACAGACACUGUGUGGGUGGAGGCCCUGCCCUCCGGGACGUCAGCCCAGCAAGCAGAACUCAUCGCCCUUACUAAGGCACUGACGCUGGGGACUGGGAAGCGGCUUAACGUUUACACAGACAGCCGUUAUGCAUUUGCUACAGCUCAUGUCCACGGAGCAAUCUAUCAGGAGAGAGGGCUGCUGACGGCAGAGGGAUGGACAAUAAAAAAUAAGCAAGAGAUUCUCGAUCUGCUUGCAGCCUUAUGGCUUCCUGCCAAGUUAGCCAUAAUCCACUGCCAGGGGCACCAGAAAGCCGAUGACCCAGUAGCAAGAGGUAACCAAAAGGCUGACCAGGCUGCGAAGGCAGUAGCCCUUACCUCGGUCCCUACCAUGGCCUUACAACUCCCAGACCCAGGGGACCCAGUCUUACCAGACCAGCCCAAGUACUCCCAGGAAGAAUUGCAACGCAUCAGAAAGCUCCCCAGAACCCAGGAAAUAAAAGGAUGGUGGCAUACACCAGAAGGGGAACUCAUACUACCAGACCGGCUCGGGGACACGGUGGCACAGAAUCAGGAGCCUCUGAAGAACUGCUUGGAUCUCCUGGCAAAGGAAGGCUACUCGGUGACCCAUUAG
Myotis daubentonii (Daubenton's bat) is the source of this 1827-nucleotide messenger RNA. RefSeq lists its product as uncharacterized. NCBI's taxonomy places the organism in Eukaryota, Metazoa, Chordata, Mammalia, Chiroptera, Vespertilionidae. Bases 1 to 1827 code for a protein of 608 amino acids. The transcript is spliced from 4 exons. The record is from RefSeq and is a predicted model, not a curated record.